Molecule: messenger RNA, 5139 nt
Organism: Mytilus californianus (California mussel)
Lineage: Eukaryota; Metazoa; Mollusca; Bivalvia; Mytilida; Mytilidae
Exons: 10
Coding region: 131-1519 (462 amino acids)
Source: RefSeq, a predicted model, not a curated record
GAAUGCAUAGCGCUGAUGUAAACAACAUGGCGUCUAAUCUAUGUAGAAAUAUGUGAACUGUCUGGACUAGCAACAUACCACUUAAACAGAUAAAGUCGAAGAAUCAGAGAGUGAUUUUAAAAAGAAAAUAAUGCAAGCCAAAGGAAUCCAUGUGGAGCCUCUUUUUAGUUCUCCUGGAAAUCCACACAAUACAACAGCAUUGCUUGAUACCAUUACUAAACUCAAACAGGAUGUAAAACUUUGUCAACACGAAAAGAAUGCAGCCAUAGAGCAGCUGAAUUGUUUGAUAUCACUAAUAAAGAGGUCAUGGACUGGAGAUUACAAUGCAUCCUUACACUUAGCCAAUAUAGUGGGACUACCUCCUCCAGAGUUUGAUUAUAGAGCCACUCAUCUAACAAAUACACCAGUUCCUGACAAAUCUGCAAGAGCGGCAAUGCUUUGGGAAAGAUUAAGUAUAAAGUUAUUGGACAGAAACUAUGCUGAGAUCCAGGAAGAAAUCAGACAAAGACAGAUGCUGUAUAUGCAGAAUCGUCAACUGUACAUGGAUGAAAUAUUACAUCAUCAUCAAAUAGAUAUGGGGAAAACACCGGUCAGAAAAAAUUCAAAAACUUAUGAAGAAGUUGACAGAAGGUUUAUUAAUGCAUACAGCAAGUUUCCAAAAGUUGUAACGACAGACAGGAGUAAAAAAGAUAAUAGAGGCAAUAGAUCAACACCUCGAACUAAACAGACAGGAGGCUUAAAACAGAGGGUCAAAUCUGCACCAGCAAGACCUAGAACUGCCAAAGAUAUGGUAAAUGGGGCAAAUGUCAAAAUGAAAGACCUGUUUGUGUCAAAUAGAAGUGGAGAGCCACAGAUUCCUUUUACAGAUACAAAUACAAAAUCUAUGAAUGUUCAAAAUAGUGGAACACCUUAUGGAAAGAAUAGAUUAGAUUAUGAUGAUCCACAAAGAUAUGGUCAGAAAAGUUUAUUUGACCUUGAUGCUGUGUUUGGACCAGAUAAUGAAAACAGAAAACCUCAGAGACCAGCUAGUGCAUUUAUACCUAGAGGUCAGCAAUCAAAGUCCAGACCACAAAGUGGACAUGGAACAUUUAUGACCCAGAAGUCAGAAAGGCCAAUGAAAUUUGAAACGACAAGACCAGUGUCAGCAAAGACUCCAGGAAAGAAAAGUUCAACCUUAAAAUCUGCUAGUGAACCAAAUAUGGGCAGAAAGACUUUAGAACCAUUUCCCACAUUCCAAGUCAAUACCAGUAAUCAAGAUAUUGAAGAUGAGAAACACAUUGAUAUAAAUGACAAUGCUUGUGAAAAUUCUGAUGAUGAUUCAUCUGAUUUUGAUAUUGAAGAAUACAGAAAUCCACCAAUAAAAGUUAGGGUUGAGUCUGCACCAGCAAAGAGACCAGCACAUGUUGAUAAAUUUGUUAAAGAACUUCAAACUAUGGAAGAAAUGGAACGAGAUUUUAAGAAAAAUGCAAUACACCUUCAAAAGAAGUUGGGCAUAGAUUCAAAUGGUUUGGUGUCAUAAUGUACAAUAUCAUACAUAUAUCUGUACGUUAGAAAAUAGAUGAACAAUUGUAUACAUAUAUAUAUUGUACUAUUUUCUGCAAUUUCCAAGGAAACUGUCCACAUGUUGUAUUAGCAUUUUACAAAAUUAGCCUGAAAAUUUGUUUACAGUAGUGUAAUGUUUACUAUUUGAGGUUGUUUUAUUCAAAUAUCUUAAAUGAAAUUAAACCUAUUCAGUAUCUGAUAACAUGUCAUGGGUAUCACUCAUCUUAUGCAGGUAGUCUGGACAUAUUUUCAAAGUCUGACCUAUUAUCAUUGUUAUCUAUAAUCUAUUUGAACAUCCUUUUCUUUGAAAUCACCAUGUUAGAUUAAGAAAUUGGAAACUGAACAUUAUAACUGCCUAACCGGUUGGUGAUCCGUUGAGAAUUCAUGGCAAAUAUUUCAUUGCUAUGUAUAUUUUAUAACCAACUGUCCAUUGUUGAAAACUAUGUUGUUCUCUAUUUGCCUUUCAGCUAGCUUUGUUGGGUUGCUGUCUUAAUUAUGUAUAUCUGACAUCUCUUUAUAUAUAAUUAUAUGAAUAAUGACAAAAUAACAAAAUUCUUUUUGAACACAGGUAUGACUAUAAUUUGGCAUAUAGAUUUAACUUAGUCUGUCAAUAAAUACACUUUUGCAACAGUUGGAUUGAUAUGAUCUACAUGUUAUUCUUAGUAAAUUAAGCUAUGUACAAUUUUUUAAGUCAAAACCCAAAAUACAGUUAGUUCUGUGGUAUCCUUUAGAUUUGGAGACUUAUGGUGAAUUAUCUAUUAGAUUCUUUUUGUAGCUUUUCCAGUAUUUCUUUUUAGCAUAGGACAACAAUGAAAUUCAAUGAAAUUCAGAUACUUCAUCUGUUACAUAUUUUACAAUGAAAAUUUGUAAAUGUUUUCUUUUCUUCAAGAAGGUUUUUUUUUUUUUUUUUUUGUUAAAUGAUUAUGUAAUUUUAUGUUUUUAGUGCUAGUCCUAUUAGAUGAUAGUCAUUUUGUAAAUAUUGUAAUAGCUUAUUCAAAAGGGAGCUUUACACAUAUUUUGUAUUGCAUAAUUAAAUCAUAAAUGUUGAUAUCUUGCAUUUUAUUUGUAUACUCCUUGCAACAAAGGUUAUAAUUAUCAUUGUUUAUCAAUCUGUUCAACUGCCCAUCUGCAUAUUUCCUAUGAUAACUGAAAUUUGUAUUUGAUAGAUUAGAAACUCAUACAGUUAUCAUUAAAGCUUAAGUUAGAUAAGAGUAAGCUACAUUAUGGUUUUGACAAAUAAUUUGCUGAUGUGAACAAAAUGCAAUACAGUUUCUAGUAUGAUGAAUGUUUGGUAGGUGGGUGGACAAGCAGUAAAGGUGGAAACAUGAGAGAGAAGGGUACCCGCCUGUUUCAUGUAAUCAAAGCCUACAGUUACAUGAAACAUGAUCAAGAGCUUUCAAACUUUGUAGAAUGUUGAAAAAACAAAGAAGAUAUGCACUUUUAUUUUGAAUAUAUGGUGAAUGUUUUCACAUUUCAAGCUCAGUAAAAUUGUCAGCAGCAUUCUCAAUGAAGGCUACAAUUUUCCAUAAUUAACUCAUCCUUUAAUAAAUUUUAAGCCUUUAAAUCUAGGAGAAUGCAUGUUGGUACAUUGAAGAUAUGCUCGUCACUUUGUGUACACAUUAGGAGAGAAAUUGCAAAUUUUCUUAAUGGUGUAAUUAAGUCAAUUCUGCUAUAUUUUCGAUAAAGGAUACCAAUUUAAACAUGUUGGGGCCUUUUUGUCGAGCCUUCGACUUUUGUCGAAAAAGCGAUACAUAGCGAUCCUACAUUCCGUCGGCGGCAGUUAAAGUUUUUGAAAUUUUAAUAACUUUCUUAAACUAUACUGGAUUUCUACCAAACUUGGACAGAAGCUUGUUUAUGAUCAUACAUGAUCAUAAGAUAAUAUUCAAAAGUAAAUUUUGUAAAAAAAAUAUUCCAUUUUUUCCGUAUUUUACUUAUAAAUGGACUUAGUUUUUCUGCCAAGAAACAUUACAUUUACUCUGUGGUUAAAGUUUUUGAAAUUUUAAUAACUUUCUCAAACUAUCCUGGAUUUCUACCAAACUUGGAAAGAAGCUUGUUUAUGAUCAUAAGAUAGUAUCCAGAAGUAAAUUUUGUAAAAAAAAUAUUCCAUUUUUUCCGUAUUUUACUUAUAAAUGGACUUAGUUUUUCUGCCAGUUAACAUUACAUUCACUCUGUGGUUAAUGUUUUUAAAAUUCUAACAACUUUCUUAAACUAUCCUGUAUUUGUACCAAACUUGAAGCUUGUUUAUGAUUAAAAGCUAGUAUCUAGAAAGAAAUUUUGUUAAAAUUUUGUUCCAUUUUUUCCGUAUUUUACUUAUAAAUGGACCUAGUUUUUCUUCCAGUUAACAUUACAUACAGUCUGCAGUUUAAGUUUUUAAAACAUUUAUUAGAUUCAUAAACUAUCCUGGAUUUUUACCAUACUUGGACAGAAGCUACUUACAAUCAAAAGAUAGUAUAAAGAGGAAUAUUUUUAUUAAUUUUUUUCUCAUUUUUGUUGAGCCUGUGAUUAACAACAAAGUAGGCGAGACACUGGGUUCCGCGGAACCCUUACAAAUUUUAUAUAGCCGACUAUAUGGUAUGGUUUUUUCUCAUUGUUGAAGGCCGUACAGUUGCCUAUAAUUGCUUAAAUCCACUUCAUUUGAACUUUGGUGGGUAGUUGUCUCAUACCACAUCUCCUUAUUUUUAUAAAGCAAUUUAAAUAUUCAUAUUCAUUGAAUAUGGGCUCCUCAAUUUGAUUUCAUAAUGAUGAUACAAUUUAAGUAAUUUUAAGCAUCAUUCUCAAUGAAAGUACACAUACUUUGUAGCAAUUUUGGAUGUUUUGCUUAGAUUUUCUAAUUGGUAGAAAUCAGUUAAUAUUAUCUUUCCCUAGUACCAUUCAACAAGAAGUACAUUGUAGAGUUUUGGAACUUUUUGAGGGAAAAUUAGUGUAUUUUACAACAUUCCAAACAAACUCAAUUUUGCCUCAAUAAAAUAUCAUGUAAAUAUUUGAAUAUUUUCAAACUUCAUUUUGAGGAUUUAUUUUGACAGAUAAUGAUUUUUAUCAUAAUUUUGAAAGUUUAUUUCGUUUUCGCUAAAAAAAUAAUUAAUAGUUUCAAUAUUGAGUAAAUGGACCUGAUAAUUUAUAUGCAAUUGACACAACAUUUAUAGUUUAUACUAUCAAGCUGUUAAUUUUUUUUACAUAGAAUACACACACAUAGAUUAUCAAUCAGAAUCUCAAACAUAAACAAAAACUUGCCAAAUUGUUUUUCUCAUGACAUAAUGCAAAAGUGGUUGAUGGCAUGGUACAACAUUCUUGCUUGAUUGCAAUGUACAACAUUGUAUUUGCAAAAAAGAAGUGGAUGUACCUCAAAUUUGCUUUAUGUCACAUUAUGCCAUUUUGCAUUUCUGAUUUGCAGCAUAUUUUUUUAUGUAAAAAAGUAUAUAUGAUAUGGUCAAUCAUACAAAGUUUGCUUUAACUGUAUUGUUUUCAGACCAUUGGAUAUUCAAUGUAAUAACAACUUCAAAACCAGAAAAUGUAGUUAUCUGUAGUUGAUAAAUAGUUAAUUUGUUGGGAUAAAGUGAUAUAAUGUGGUUUUCUCAUGAAUAAAAGAAUUUUAAGGUA